AUGGAUCAGCAGUCUUACGAACACCCUCUGAAUCUAAAACAGGCAAGGAGGGGUACGGAGAAGGAGAAGGCAGAUUUACCUGGCCGGGCUCACCGCCAGCUAUCGGCCAGCAACUCGGCAUAUCAUCGCCUCUUGGGGAAACAGAGGCUCAGGUGUAGUGGAUGCAGUUGCAGAGGAAGCAGCACUGGUACACCAUCAGUGACACACAGUUCGAUUUGUGGCGUUGCCCCUGUGAACGUUCCCAAGACCAAGAAGACCUACUGCAAGAACAAGGAGUGCAGGAAACACACUCUCCACAAGGUGACUCAGUACAAGAAGGGUAAGGAUAGCCUGUCUGCCCAGGGAAAGCGCCGUUAUGACCGCAAGCAGUCAGGAUAUGGUGGUCAGACCAAGCCUGUCUUCCACAAGAAGGCCAAGACCACCAAGAAGAUUGUGCUGAAGCUGCAGUGCCAGAGCUGCAAGCACUACUCACAGCACGCUAUCAAGAGGUGCAAGCAUUUUGAGAUUGGUGGAGACAAGAAGGGCAAGGGAACAUCUCUUUUCUAA
Messenger RNA from Miscanthus lutarioriparius, 546 nucleotides. The record is from the annotation of a GenBank genome assembly. Lineage: Eukaryota; Viridiplantae; Streptophyta; Magnoliopsida; Poales; Poaceae.